GAUCACAUCCGCAAAGGCAUCAAAUUGGAAUGCCAGAGAGUGUCGCUGACGCAGUAGCUACGGUGUUAGGUAGUCAUAGAUCAUAUGAUCCAACAUUGCACUGCUUUGAAAUCAUGUCACUAGGCUUCACCGAAGACGAGUUUCAGGCGGCAUGGAGAGAGUUGGACGAGCCGCAGAUAGAAGGAUGGGAAUUGUUUACAGAGACCAUGGGAGUCAAAAUAUAUCGGCGAUACAGUCAGGAAACCGGCCUGUAUGAAUACAAAGUGUUUGGCACUCUGAAGACUUGUGGUCCAGAAGUGUGUGCCGAGGUCUACAUGGACCUGGCAUACAGGAAGCAAUGGGACAGCUAUGUCAAAGAGCUCACCGAGAAAGACUACGAUGGACAGUCUGCAAUUUACUGGGAAGUGAAAUACCCCUUUCCUUUGUCAAACAGAGAUUAUGUGUACGUGAGGGCGCGUAAAGACCUGGACAUCGAGGGACGGAAGAUCUGGGUGGUCUUGGCCAAGAGCAGCGAAGUGUCGCAGUGCCCGGAAAAGAACGGAGUCAUCAGGGUGAAGGACUACAAGCAGAGUUUGGCCAUUGAGGACGAUGGUGACUGUGGCACUAAAAUGUUCAUGAACUACUUUGAUAACCCUGGUGGCAUGAUCCCUACCUGGCUAGUGAACUGGGCUGCUAAGAGUGGUGUGCCAGGCUUCCUCACUGACAUGCAAAAGGCCUGCAACAAGUAUGAGAGCUAUUGUCAGAACAAAAAAUGACAUGUUAAGGCACUGAAGAAACGCAAAAGCCCACUGCCUGGAAUCACAUCUUUUGUGGACUCCUUUCCUCCAUACCGUUACUGAACCUCUUAGAACUCUGAUGCACCCAUUGGCAUUUACUGUAAACACUAUGAAUUUGGGAGCAAUUAUGGCCAAUCCGUUAUUAACGAUUUAUACAGUAGGUGUAGGUAUUUUAAGGACUCAUGUAAAAUGAGGAGAGGCUUUGAUUGUUGACGUCAUUUAAUUAUGACAGACAUUCGACUAAUGUGCAAUGUUUUUAAUCAUGAAGUGGUGUAGUAUUGAUUUCAAGCCUGAUUCGUUCAUUUUGAUCAUGUAUUUGUAGAUAGCUGGGAUGCCCUCUUUAUAGGGUCUUAUGACACUGAUUUGUGAUUCUUUUUCUGAACAAUCUUGCACUGAAAGUACUUUUGUUUUACCUAUAGUGUACUGCUGUGUCUUUGCUGUUUUUCCAAGAUUGCUGGUUUGGCACGUUUGUUACAAAUGUAUGCUUAAAAUGUCAGAAUCUCUUAAGCCAAGUUGCUACCUCCGAAUGCUUGCAACAUAGGAGACUACUGUACUUUUUCUUCACAAAACUGCAUAUGGAAUCAGUUUAGGCCUACUGCAGUGAGUGAUUCUGAAUUUACUUGCAUUUCGACAGUUUGCUACCUUCACAUGGUGUAAAACAUGUUAAAUAAAUCUCAAGGGCUAGAAUGAUUAUUUUAGUCCCGAUGCAAUACA
This is a messenger RNA of Engraulis encrasicolus (European anchovy), 1490 nucleotides long. It is a transcript of the gene pctp, whose product is annotated as phosphatidylcholine transfer protein. The record is from RefSeq and is a predicted model, not a curated record. The transcript is spliced from 6 exons. Gene Ontology annotation, molecular function: phosphatidylcholine binding; phosphatidylcholine intramembrane carrier activity. NCBI's taxonomy places the organism in Eukaryota, Metazoa, Chordata, Actinopteri, Clupeiformes, Engraulidae. The coding region runs from base 30 to 755 and encodes 241 amino acids.